AUGUGCUUUGCAAAAGAUCAACAACGUGACAGAAGAUGGUCUCAAACUGAGAUUGUUCCCAUUUUCCUUGGGAGGAAAGGCUCUAGCUUGGGAAUCAUCAAUCCAACCGGGAACAGUCACGACAUGGGAGCAAUGCAAACACGCAUUUUUGGCCAAUUCUUCCCGACUUCACGUACAGCUCAGUUGCGGAAUGAGAUUGCGAGUUUCAGUCAACUAACGGGUGAAACAUUUGCUGAGGCUUAUGAGCGUUUCAAUAGUUAUCAAAUGAGGUGUCCACACCAUGGCUUCUCCAAAGAGAACCUCCUAAGUCUCAUCCUCGUCGAGAAUAUUGCGCUUGGUGAUGGGAACUAUUCUGAGGAGUAUGACCGCAAUGACAGAGGAAACUCAGUCCAAGAUGAAAAGCACAGAAAAGAGCUCAAGACCCUGAAUGACAAGCUUGACAAGAUCUUGACUGGACAGCAAAAGCAGGUUCACUUUGUUUGUGAAGAUGACGUGAACCAAGAGGAGGAGGAUCCACAAACAGAGGAAGUGUGCUACAUGAGCAACCAAUGA
Messenger RNA from Microthlaspi erraticum, 552 nucleotides. The record is from the annotation of a GenBank genome assembly. NCBI's taxonomy places the organism in Eukaryota, Viridiplantae, Streptophyta, Magnoliopsida, Brassicales, Brassicaceae.